Molecule: messenger RNA, 2050 nt
Organism: Trichoderma virens Gv29-8
Lineage: Eukaryota; Fungi; Ascomycota; Sordariomycetes; Hypocreales; Hypocreaceae
Product: glycoside hydrolase family 16 protein
Exons: 3
Coding region: 354-1787 (477 amino acids)
Biological process (GO): fungal-type cell wall organization; carbohydrate metabolic process
Cellular component (GO): fungal-type cell wall
Molecular function (GO): glycosyltransferase activity; hydrolase activity, hydrolyzing O-glycosyl compounds
Source: RefSeq, a predicted model, not a curated record
CCGCUCCAAAACGACAACAAACAACGACUCUCGCUUCCGUGUUUCUCGUUUUUGCGUCCCCCGAGCAGUGCGCCACUCGUUCAUCGCACGCUUCAAAGGAAUUCGCAAAUUUCGGUGUGAUUUUUCUUUUUCUUUCGUUCGCCUGUUUUCCGCCGACCUUGAGAAUUAAACCAAAAAAAUCCGGACCGUUGCGCGCGCGCGUAGAACCUCCAAUCGCUCGAAUUUUUCGAAAUUGCCCCCCCGUUACACGACGCCGUGCCUUUGAAUAAUCCCGAUAUCGCUCUCGCUUUUUAAACGAUCCGUUUCAUUUUCGGGGCUUUUUUUUAAACGCUCGUAUUCGAAGAUAGUAAAAGAUGUUGCGUUCCGUUGCGGUUGCUGCGCUUUUUGGCGCCGGGUCGGUUCUUGCGGCCGGGGCGACUUGCUCCCUUACCAACAAGUGCCCUGAAGAGGCGCCCUGCUGCUCUCAGUAUGGCCAGUGUGGUGUUGGCGCCUACUGCCUCGGCGGCUGCGAUCCCCGAAUGUCCUUUUCGCUCGACUCGUGCACGCCCGCGCCUGUGUGCAAGUCCAAGACGAUGACGUUUGACAAAGACCUCAGCUCCAUCGCUGACAUUAGCGAUUAUCUCGGUGAUCCGUCCACGGCCGACUGGAUGGCCCAGGGCGAGCCGGCCUACUACAACGGCAACGUGCUGCUGACCAUGCCCAAGAACAGCGUCGGAACUGUGCUGGCGACGACCGAGUACAUGUGGUAUGGCAAUGUCAAGGCCAAGUUCAAGACGAGCCGUGGCAGGGGUGUGGUGACUGCUUUUAUCCUGCUGUCCGAUGUCAAGGACGAGAUCGACUACGAGUUUGUCGGCGUUGACCUGGCUACUGCGCAGACCAACUGGUACUUCCAGGGCAUCCCCGACUACAACAACUCCGGUAACAUCACCAAACUCUCCGACACCUUCGACAACUACCACACCUACGAGAUCAACUGGACCCCCGACCAGAUUCAGUGGCUCGUCGACGGCCAGGUCGGCCGCACCGUCAACCGCAAGGAUCACUGGAAUGCCACCUCCAACCAGUGGUCAUUCCCUCAGACUCCCUCCCGUGUCCAAAUCUCCAUCUGGCCCGGUGGUCUUGCCAGCAACGCCCAGGGAACCAUUGACUGGGCCGGUGGUGAGAUUGACUGGAACGCUGAAGAUAUCACAAAGACGGGCUACUUUUACGCCACCUUUGAGUCCGUCACCGUCUCGUGCUACAAGGCCACUGGUGAGCUCGGCAGCAACUCAGGCGUCAGCUACACCUACGACAACAUCCGCGGCACCAACGACACCGUCGUCAACGGCAACAAGCGCACCAACUUGGCCACACUGCAGGGCACCGGCCUCGACAUGGAUGCUGGCAAGCAGGACGAUUCGUCGUCGUCGUCGGCAGCACCAUCGGGAACCGCCACCAAGUCUUCCGAUAAGCCCAAGAACACCCAGAACUCUAUCCCCGGUGGAGGAAGCAACGGCUCUUCCGGCACCGUCCCCGGCGGCGACUCUGGCAACAGCGGAAACUCUGGAUCCAGCGGCGGUAGCAGUGGUGGCAGCAGCGGAGGCAGCAGCGGAGGCUCUGGCGGAAGCUCCGGCGGCAGUGCCCCUGCUGAUACCUCUGGCUGCUCGACAUCCAGCUUCAACCAGGACUGCAGCAGCGGCAACAGCGACGCCAGCGGCAGCAAGAGCGGCAACAAGAACGCCGGAUCAAAGACUGGUGUCAGUGCCCUGGCAAUGGGCCUGGCCGGUGCUGCUCUGUGUUUGAUUUGAGUUGGAUACCUGUCUGAUGACUUGACCUUUUUUAUUUUUGGAUAAUUUUUGUGGAUUUUUUUGCAGGCUUCAUAUUUUCUCACCAUCUUCGAUGCCUCAUACUUUUGGUGUUUUGAAUGUGUUUAUGCAUAGUCGAGAAUAGUGCCUCUUUGGAAUGGUUGAACAAAUGUGCGAAUGAUAAUGAAUGAAGGGGGCCGGAGGACUUAAUCUAGGAUGUAUUUAGGAGAUUGAAGUUGUAUUUAGGGGGGCAGAUUUGACUGAUU